AUGCAAAAUGAUGUAAUAAGGAAAUUGGAUUUAGUGGUGGGAAAGGUGGAGAAACUAGACCGAGGAAAGAGCAACGAAACCCCCAACUCAGGCUUGAACACUCCAGUAACGAACCCUAAAGAAAAGACAAAACUACCCCUACUCCACCAAUCAAUUCCAGCUACGUACAACUUCAUGGUUCCUGAUUCUUUUUGCCUUUCUUGGUCCUCCUUUGAUAGACGAACAAGGAUGGGGGCUUAUCAUAUACAGAUACGUGAAAACUAUUUCCCGCCAAAACACAGAAUCGGCGUUCCAGACACAAAAUUGGCGAUCCCAAUCGCGUUUCUGUGCAAUAAAAUUCGCCAAAAUCACGUUCCCAGUAGCGAAUCGGAGAAUAGAAGGGAUGGCAAGGAAGCCGUACUAAAGAGCGUUUCUGUUGGCGAUUGCAAACAAACAAUAAUUUACAGCUCUGAUUAUACGAUAUCGUUGGGCAAAGAAAGAAAUUUAUUUGGAGCGGCGUCCGUUGAGGGAAAAAGUUGCGAGGUUGUUCGAAUCUUGAUCGAUAUUCACGGUCUAUUUCUUUUUAAAACCAUUGUAGUUCAUCGGAGUCUAAAGAUUCGUGUUACGAUUGAAAGCGAGUUAAGAAAUCUACUAGAUGUGGAGGACUUGCUCCAACAAAGGAUUUGUGUAUAAAGAAUAUAUUGAGUUGCAUGCUUGAGAAGAGAAGAAAGAUAUGCUUGGAAAACCUAUUAGACUUGUCGUUUGAUGAAAUAAAAGACAAAACUCUCUCAGUAUUAAGGGUUGUAACACUUGAAAGAGCUUGAACUUGUGAAAGAAUAUACACAAAUCGGUAAACUACAUGGCAUGUUGUAUUAUUGGAACUUUUUAGAUUUAUGUCUAAUUUGGUUUUGUAGAAUAUGAAACUUAUUGAUAUUAGUUUUAUGUUUAUUGUUGUGGAAUGUGUAUUGAAGCUUUACAUAUCUAUGUUUAAUUUUGUUAGUUG
Lactuca saligna is the source of this 982-nucleotide messenger RNA. Lineage: Eukaryota; Viridiplantae; Streptophyta; Magnoliopsida; Asterales; Asteraceae. The record is from the annotation of a GenBank genome assembly.